GCUGCUGCUGACAUGGACACUUGGACACGGCGCAGUCUCGCUCCCAGUGUCCCAGCAAUGGACACCUACACGCAGGGCGACACUGUGCCUGAAUGUAACCUUUGAUCUCCAUCGUUUCCCUUCUUUUCUGUUUCUUUUUUUCUUUUCUGUUUGAUUUCUUUGCUCUCAUCUCCGCUGUUUGUUUUGCUUUCCAAGUCAAACAGUUUGGGGAAUGGCUUGGCCGUGCAUCAGCAGGGUGUGCUGUCUGGCUCGCUUCUGGAAUCAGUUCGACAAAUCGGACCUCUCAGUCCCGCUGACCAUCCAGAACUACUCGGAUAUCGCCGAGCAAGAGGUGCGAUCUGUCACCAAGCAGGUCUCCAACACGGACCAUCCCCCGAGGAAUAGUUUCUCAACCCCGGACCACCGUGAUGGCUCCCCACAAGCGCCCGGCGACGGCCCAGGGACCCGGGGGUCGCUAAGGGGGCGGAGGGAGCCCAGUUACAAGCCCCGGGAGGACUACCACCCGCCCGGUGUGCCUUUCCCCAGCGUUACUCAGUACAAGCAGGAUUUCAAACCCUGGCCCAUUCCCAGGAAGGAGAAUUUCCCUUGGAUUAGUAACGGGGGAAGCAGGGCUGACAGUGUUUCGGACAGCCCGGUGAACACUUACCACAAUGCCAACCAAGCACAGGGGGAGAGGGGGGAGAGGGAGGAGCGGGGCAGGGGGCAGAAGUGGGGGGACCAGCAGGAGACAGGAGCAGGCAAAACCAGCUCGUACAGGCAAGAGUACCGGCCAUGGACAGGGGUGAGACCAGCAAAAAGUGCAAGGAAAAAUCCCCCAGCUCCAUAUGCCAGCCCAGGGAACAAGGCCACGCACCUCCCACCUGAGACCAGCUACCAGGCUGCCUACAGUGGCGAGGUUCACAGGUCCAUAGGGCUGCACCAGGCGGACCACAUCCCCUCAACUAUUGCCAACAUCCAGCCCACGUCUGUCCCCCAGCCCAUCCCAGCUCCCAUCCCAGCUACUGCCGCCCCCAGCCCUUGCAGCCUCCAGCACAGCAGCCUGCCCGAGAGGACCGACCUCAGUCUAAGAACCAAGGGAGAGGAACAGCUGGUGAGGACCAAGCUCCCUCCGAACCCCUCAGCCGUCUUUCAGAGUGGGUCGCGGGUCUUCAACAUCUGACCGCUGGCUCCGAUCAUCAAGCAUUCCAAUUUUGGCCAGCUCAGUUUAAAGGAACCAACAGGGGAAUGUUUUCAGUCCAUUCCACACCACAAGAAAUCUAUGCAAGGGAAUGUAAUGCCCUGUCAGUGCAUCUGGACAGGCAAAGUCUGUGGAGUGAGUGAAAAACAGAUGCCACAUAGAGACACCCCCCCCACCCUCUUACAAUUCUUUCUGCCCCUAUACUGCUAUGGAAAUGAAUAUGCAUGUAACUAAUUUGAAAAUAAGCUUUUUUUCAGCAUUGUAGACACAAGAACCUGGCUGCUCCAUGUGUUUGUGUGUAUGUGAGUGCAUACGUGUGCACCUGUUGACUGGAUUUUUUUUUCUUUCUUCCUCCUUCUACUGUACUGUUGACUCUGCUCCAAUAAUGACCAAGAUCACAGUUUGUCACUUAAGUGUGUAUGCUCAAAGCACUCUGUUUGCCCUUUGGUGUUGCUAAGAAAUCUGCUAGUCUUUUAUUAACGUAAAAAGGCAAAAAAAAAAAAAAAAAAAAAAAAG
Myripristis murdjan (pinecone soldierfish) is the source of this 1693-nucleotide messenger RNA. RefSeq names its product MAP6 domain containing 1 (gene map6d1). Gene Ontology annotation, cellular component: cis-Golgi network; Golgi-associated vesicle; microtubule. Gene Ontology annotation, biological process: cytoskeleton-dependent intracellular transport; microtubule cytoskeleton organization; regulation of microtubule cytoskeleton organization. The coding region runs from base 212 to 1159 and encodes 315 amino acids. The transcript has 3 exons. The record is from RefSeq and is a predicted model, not a curated record. Gene Ontology annotation, molecular function: calmodulin binding; microtubule binding. NCBI's taxonomy places the organism in Eukaryota, Metazoa, Chordata, Actinopteri, Holocentriformes, Holocentridae.